AUGGCAAAGACACUCGCCGUCUUCGGAGCAACUGGCCAACAAGGCAGUUCGAUUAUUCAGUCCGUCUUGAACGAUGCGGAACUGUCGCAACAAUACCUCAUACGCGCCAUUACCCGUGAUGUCGACGCCGCCAAAGCCAAGCAUAAACAAUUGCAAAGCAAGGUUGUCGAGGUGGUGGCUGCCGACAGCUCCGAUCGAGGCUCUCUCGAGAAAGCAUUGACGGGCGUCGACACCGCCUUCGUCAUGACGACGCCUUCCUUCACUCCUGACGGCGAAGAAGUGGAGUUCAGCGCCGGCAGAACCAUCGUCGACGUUGCCGUCGAACAGGGCGUGGGAUACAUCAUCUUCAGCACCCUUCCAUCUCCUCGCGAACUCUCAGGCGGCAAGUACACCAAGUGCAUACACUUCGAAAGCAAAGCCAGACUGGAAAAAUACAUCCGCGGACUGCACCCGAAGGUCAAGAGCGCCUUCAUCUCGCCGGGCGCCUUCAUGAGCAAUUUCCAAAACAUGCCGUUCCUGGGUCCGCAGAAAGCGGCCGACGGCAAGUCAUGGGUCAGCACCGGGCCUAACUCUCCCAAGACUCCGAUCCCCCUGAUCGAUCACGGAGACAUGGGCAAGUACGUGGGCGCCAUUCUCGCCGAGCCGGACAAGUACGAGGGCAAGACGUUCUGUGCUUCAACGAAGAUGUACACCAGGCAAGAAGCCGCGGACAUCGUGUCCAAAGCCACGGGCAAGAAGGUUGUGUAUAAGCAGCUCCCGCCGGAGCAGUGGGCCAGCAGCCUGCCAUUCGCGCAGGACAUUCUCCUCGAGACUUUUAGCUAUGUGGAGGAGUUUGGGUAUUAUGGUCCGCGAAGCGAGGAGUUGGUCAAGUGGGCGGCGGAGAAUGCGAGGGGGAAGGUGACUACUUUUGAGGAGUAUUUGGCGGCGAACCCCUUGCUAUUGAAUUAG
Molecule: messenger RNA, 948 nt
Organism: Neohortaea acidophila
Lineage: Eukaryota; Fungi; Ascomycota; Dothideomycetes; Mycosphaerellales; Teratosphaeriaceae
Product: putative hscarg dehydrogenase
Exons: 1
Coding region: 1-948 (315 amino acids)
Source: RefSeq, a predicted model, not a curated record